Molecule: messenger RNA, 7041 nt
Organism: Epinephelus fuscoguttatus (brown-marbled grouper)
Lineage: Eukaryota; Metazoa; Chordata; Actinopteri; Perciformes; Serranidae
Product: inactive phospholipase D5-like
Exons: 10
Coding region: 746-2602 (618 amino acids)
Molecular function (GO): catalytic activity
Source: RefSeq, a predicted model, not a curated record
ACCACAACUCUCUCCGUCUCCCUCUCUCUUUAUACCUCGUCCUCUAUGUUUCUAUACCCCUCCCUUCUCCUCUCUCCUCGUCCUCGCACAUACACUCCCACACCAGGGAUGCCUGAAUCAGUGGAAGUCCUGAUCAGAGUCGACGGAGUCCCCGGGCUGCUGAGACCUGAGCCUAACAGGUCUGUCCCCAGCUCAACCCAGCCCAGCCUUGCUCAGCAAAGAUCAAGACGAAGCUCAGCUUUCUGGAAGCACGCCGGAGGAGGAUUUUCCUACAGCUUGUCGACCUAUGCCUGUAGUGGUGAAGACAGGGAUGCUCCUACUUUAUGAGCACGAGGGUAUGAUGAGAGUGAGAGCUGUGUGGCGAUGCAUUUGAGGAAUCUAAAGCUUCAAACUCAGCUCUUGUGUGUGUAAGCCAAUUCUGGGGGAAAAAAGAGGUGAGGACAAGUAUAAUAAUGAAAGCUUUGUUAUAUUUUUUCUCAACAUCCUGUCAGAUGACAGCCCAGUGGAGCUGAAUGAUUGCAGCACAUUGCUCUGGAAGACAAUCACCACCUUUCGCUGGACAGUUAAAUGAGUAUAUUCAUUUGUUCACCAUGUACAAAGGAGCUAAAAGGUGCAGUCAAGCCAAACGUGCACUAUGCAUCCCAAAAAUGAAGAGUUUCCUUCAAUUAUUAACAGGAAAUCAACAAGUUAAUUGAUUCUGUACCCAAGACUGAGAGACCAUCCACCCGUCCAACCAUCUGGCCUCAUGGAGCUACGAGGUGGCCUGGAUAUCAGGGGUCAGGGGUUAGGGUUGGGCAUGCCAGCUAUCGGGAUUCCGGCCAGCUCCAUAAUAACGGCAGUGCAGCAGCAGGACUACUCAGCCAGCGUCUGGCUUCGCAGGAAGGAAAAACUGGAACAUUCUCAGCAGAAAUGCAUUGUGAUCUUUGCCUUGGUGUGCUGCUUCGCCGUGCUGGUGGCGUUGAUUUUCUCGGCGGUGGACAUUUGGGGCGAGGACGAAGACGGGAUCACUGAGGAGAACUGUAGCAGGAACUGCAGAGUGGUGCUGGUGGAGAACAUCCCAGAUGACAUCUCCUUCUUAGACAAUAGUACAUCACACCUACCUCUGUCAGUGGGGCUGUACGACUUACUGGACCGAGCUAUCCGGGCCGUGGAGAUAGUUUCCCCACUGUGGAUCCUCAAUUCUUCUGAUUAUGAGUCCAGCUUCCAGCCUGCUGCCAGACAGGGAAGGGCUCUGCUGUCCAGGCUGCAGGGGCUGAAAGCUAAAGGGAUCCAGCUGAAGAUCUCCAGCGGGAUGAUCGACUCCACUGAGCUCGGGAUCCUCGCCAAACACUAUGCUGAAGUCCACUAUGUGAACACGACAGCGCUGACCAAAGGCAACCUCCACUCGUCCUUCUGGGUGGUCGACAGGAGACAUUUCUACUUCGGCAGCGCCAGCAUGGACUGGAGAUCCCUGGCCACAAGGAAGGAGCUGGGUGUGUUGGUGUACGACUGCAGCUGCCUGGCUCUGGACCUCCACAGAGUGUUCAGCCUGUACUGGGGGCUUCAGUAUAAAGACUUCAUCCCCUCCUUCUGGUCCAAGCGCCUCUUUGCCCUCUUCAACAGGGACGAACCACUGGAACUCACUCUCAACAGCACAAAGGCUCAGGCUUACGUCUCUAGCUCGCCAGAUGUUUUCAUCCCCAAAGAUCGUAGCAGUGAUCUUGACGCCAUUUCCAGAGUCAUCCAGGAGGCUCGCCAUUUCAUAUAUAUAUCCAUCAUCGAUUACCUGCCCCUCCUUGGCCGCAGUGCUCAAAGGUACUGGUCUCGUAUCGACGGCCUUAUCCGGGAGGCUUUGAUCCUGAGGAAGGUCCGGGUCCGUCUGCUGAUAAGCUGCUGGGAAAAGACUCAUCCACUUACUUUCAACUUCAUCUGGUCCCUGAAGAGUUUGUGCAUGGAGCAGGCCAACUGCUCACUGGAAGCUAAGUUCUUCAACCCCAGAGUGCAGAGGGAUGGCAGUCUCCAGGGAGUAAACCACAACAGGUUUAUGGUGACAGACAGAGCCAUUUAUUUAGGUAACCUUGACUGGGUGGGGAAUGAGUUCAUCUUUAACGCAGGAGCGGGCCUGGUGAUCAGUCAGCCGGAGGGCAUCGAGGAGAGGAACUCUACAGUGGUGGAGCAGCUACGGGCUGCUUUCGAGAGGGACUGGUUUUCACAUUACACCCGCUCACUGCAGGCCAACAAGAUCCCCGUCUGCAACAAGCACCAGAUCAACAGGCUGGUGCCAGGCAAAACCAGCCACUUAGACAAUGGACCAGUGCCUAUCAGAACAGGCCAGCAUGAUAACGGGCCUGCACCGAUCAGAGGCAGUCACAAAGAUGAUGCGCAUGUGGCAGUUAAAACAAGGCACUAUGAUGAGAGACUGAGCAAAAUGAGUCGCCAAGGCAAGGCCAGUGGACUGGCGCCAGUUAUAGACAGUUACCAAGAGAGGGGACAAGUCAAAAUGAGUCAACUUGACAACAGACAGGUACAAGUCAAAGGUACUCACCGUGACAAUCCAAUGGAACCACCCACUCAGUCAGCUGAGAGCAGCGGCAGCAGAGAGAUCUUCAAUGGAUCCCUGUGACUACAAGUGUGAUGGGUUCCUUUUCGCUGAAUGAUGUUUGGAGAAUCGCUCUUUUCCAGGAACAGUGGAUUUAACACACUGGGUCUUUGUAGCAUUUUAUUGUGACCAUUUUGAAGAAAAAAACUUUAAAGAUAUAAGUAACAUCUGGUUUGCAGGACUUGAUGAUGUUCACAGAAGAACUCAGGAAGGAAAGUAAACGCUCCCCUGCAGUCUGGCACAUUUGAUGGAUAUUUUUUAAAGAAUGAAACUAAAACAUUUUGGUUCAUAAGACAAACUGUAAUAAUAUCUUACAGCCUUGCUCCUUAUUUAAUCUUUUUUUGUCUCCUUGUUGAGAUCUCUCGAGCAAAGGAAACAGAUGAAAUCUUACUGACUGCCUAAUUAUUGCUGUCACUUUAGCUGUUUGUGGCAGUCAUAAUGUAUCACCCUUUAAAAGGGGAUUGACGCCUGCAUGCCUCUGCAGAGAUGGGAGGCAGUGCAGCACGUGUAGCUACACUAGCUACAUUUAGCAUUAAAGAUACACUCCAAAGUAGUGGGGGAUUUACUACACAGCUUUAUAUGCUGUGUGUACUCAGAUUGGUAGUGGACACUUGGCCUCAUGUAAAUAGUUUGGGCAUCUCCAGCAGUAUUCUGAAGUAAGUUACUGUGCAUUCAAACAUUUACUUAAAACUGUAAAGUUAUUUAUUACAGUCAGUUGGUAUCUUCAUCCCAGACCAAAUCAACAUGAUACCACUAGUAUAAUAAACUACAUUGGAUCAAAUGGCAUUAAUAGAAAUAGACAAGCUGAUGUGUACGUAUUAAUAACCCAAUCACCAGAAUAAAUGUUGGCAUUGUAUGUAGGUUUCUGCAAACCACAUGUGUUGUACAUUACAGUGUAGUGGAUACUUUAAAACUCUAUGAUUCAACAUCAUUGUGGUUAACGUGUAGUAAAGUUUAGGCACAAAAACCACUUGAAUAUGGAAUGGAAAAGAUCAUGUUUUCACUUAAAAUUCACAUUUUCAGUAGCACAAUCCCAGAAGGUAAUACAGCAAUGUCUAUUAAAAACAAUCAUUUUUUGUGGCACUAUCUCCACUGGAAAAACAGUGUCAGGUCAUUAGAAAAGACCCAAAUUUGGUGACUUAAAAAACUGCAGGAAAUAGCUUUCUGUGGCAUUAUCCCUAGUUAGUGAAAAACAAUGAUAGGCUGUUAAAGAAACCACCAACUUUUGGUGGUUAGAAAGCCACCGGAAAGACAGCGAUGACUCACUAAAACACAAGCAGGUUUUUUUGUUUGUUGAUCUCGAACAGUGGUCUGCAGUGUUCUGCAGCUUGGCAGGCGUCUCAUCUAGGUCCACCUGCUGCUGACAAAGUGAGCUCAUAUAUUAAUAAUGAUAUAUAAUAAUAAUGAUUUCUUUGUAUAGCACUUAUCUACACAAGGUUACAAAGUGCUUCACAAAGUGCAUAGAAAUAUGACAAAACAAUGCAUAAAGCACAAAAGUUACAAAUCACAAAAGUACAAAUCAGGCAUUAAAAGGGAAAGCUUUCCUAAAAAAAUAUGUUUUAACAGUUUAUGUGCUAGCCAGCCUGAUCUCCUCAGGCAGAGAAUUCAAGAGCCUUGGGGCCUUGAUGGCGAAAGCCCGAUCACCUUUAGUUACAAGCCUUGAUCUAGGGAUGACUAGUGAGGGUAGGCUUGAGGAUCUCAGGUCAUGACUUGGAGCAUAGGUAAUCAGAAGCUCAGUUAAAUAACUCGGCGCUAAACCAUGUUUUAAAAGUUAUUAAAAGAAUCUUAAAAUCAAUUCAGAAGUUAACUGCCAGUGGAGGGAGGCAAGAACUGGGCUGUUAUGUGACCUACGAUUUUUUCCAGUCGAGAAAAAAUCGCAGAGAGAGAAAGAUUUACUGAGGCAUGUAAACAGUUUAUAUAAAGUAUUACAUCACUUUAUAAACAUUGAUAUGAUACAUAUGAAACAUGAAAAUGUAAUGUAUUUGUGGUUUGCAGAAAUGCCAACAUUUUCCUCUGGCGACAGGGCUGAAUUAAUACAAAUCCCUCGAGACAGUUUUUUAAUGUUUGUGCUGAGGAGUCAAAUUUGCAAUUUCAUUUCUACUCACAAGAACACACUGAGUACUAGAAACAACCCCAUGACUCAUUCUGAGGGCUGACCUGCAGGUGAGGAGCUUGGGCUCAAAAGGGAAUAAUCAAAUCAUGUCCGCCAUGUUUUAAUCUCAAUACCAGGAGUACUAAACACUGCACAGAGAGCAGUUACAUAAUCCAGGACGUGAUGCGUCACAUACCUCUCCACAGCAGGAUGGCCUUUAUCAAAAUGGAGGUUGUAAUUGAAUUAGAUGAUGCACCUAUUCUACUGUGUUUAUUACAUAACACCAAAUGCAUUAUGGUCUGGAGGUUUCAAUCAGGCGCCACCGCUGAAAAACGACAGCCUUCAUUAGUUUAAGUGGAAGACAGGUAUUUUUUCCCAGAGGAAGAGUGGUUAUCGAUCUGACUGCCGCCUUAUAGAUAAUCAUUCCAAUUCCCGUAUAGAAAUCCUAUAGGAACAGAGGAGGAAUUGAAUGGAUAUCUAUAGCAUUCAAUGUUGUGACUUAUUGAACAAAUACUAAAGGAGCAGUUAGCCAAAGGGGCCAGAGGGUCUCUGCUGUCAGCCAAAUCAAUACAAUGAAUUUUUAACAGAGCUCGACAGUUGCAGUUGCUGCAGUUUAACCUCAAGGACAUUGUUGAUUGUAAUGUCAUGCCUGUGGCCUGUGACUGAAUGAUAUAUAUAUAUAUAUAUAUAUAUAUACAUAUAUAUAUAUAUAUGUAUGUAUUACCUUUACCGUGUGGAGGUAGAGCUAAAAUACAGGAUUGUUAGUAAAGAUCAACUAAUUUAGUUUUGAGUGAGAGCUUGUGGCCACUUUCAUUUGCAUUUUGAAUGAUUGCAUGUCAGUUUAAAUGCACUCUUUGCUGUGAGUGCAACUUUUUGCAUCAGUGCUUGUGAGUUUAUAUUGUAGGGAACAAUUUCUAACUUCCAAAGCCUUUAAUCAAGGAAACAAGAGAACCAGAGAGAGCUACGUGGAGAUGUCUUCAUCAGCAACAUGCAGGGUGUUAUCGUCAGUACUUUAAUGUGAAAGCAGCACAGGUGCAAUGAGUGUUUUGUCUGAAUACAGAUGGCAGGAAGAAUAAUUACAUACUUAAAUUAAACUGAAGUCAGAAUGCAGAGAGGGUUUAGCUGUAAACAGAAACGAAUUACAAACAGGCAUUGAGGUAGAAUUUCAAACAGUGAGUCACAGACAGGAUACAUGUAGCUGACUCAUUGAGACCAGUGAAAAACCAAACAUUUGUUAGUCAGAAACACACCACUCACUUGACCAUUGUGUUCUGGUCAUGAUGGAUAACUUCUGCCAUCUAGAGGAUGUCUUCAGAGAAAACAUGUCUUAUUUGCUGCAACAUAUGAUACUUUUUAAAGCAGUGUUUUUUUAAUAUACACCAUUCAAACUACUGUUUAUAACCAAUACUAAAGUGUAUAAAAGGCAGCAACAUGGGAAUGCAAUUUUCUGACUAACUUUAAAAUGAAAUUACGUUACUAACUAUUUCUCGAGGUGAUCAGAGGAUUAUUUAUUCUUUAUAAGACAGCUCAUAUACUCACAGUAUAGUACAGGAAGUUAACAUAUAAAGCAUUUGAAAUUACAUCAAUAAUAAUGUAAUAAAAAUAACAGCUACAUGUUUAAUUUAACAAGCAUAAAACUAAAAAUUACCUUCACAUGCUGCUGUAUGUGUGCCCUAACACAAGCAUCAAUUCAUCUAUAAACUGAUCCAUGAAGGAAACCCAAUCAUCAACAGUGUCCCAGAGUGAGGAGAACUUUUUCUCAUAAUGUCUAUAUGUAUUUUCUUGCGACGCACCAUGUCAACGCACUGUAUUGCUUGUAAUCUGACAGCUGGCCUGGAGUCAGAUUCAUCACUUUUACGCUGCUAUUAACAAUGGUUAUUACAGGGGUCAGGAAUUCUGAAUGCACCACGCACUAUCUUGUGUUUAUUUGUUUUCAAGCUUUAUUGAUGGUUAAAAACAGUGACUAUUUUACAGGUAUCGUGGAGCAGGACUACACCUUUAAUGGCAUAUUUUCAUAGGAGACUUAUUGUAGCUCUGGAACACAGAUGCCAAGGUUUGAAAUCAGCAACGGUUUACAAUCUGCAACAUGCAUACUGCUUCACACUGACGCACUACUGGUUCAUUUUAAAUGCUCACUGUAAAAGUGUUUUAAUGUCGCCUACCUUUAUUCUACUGAAUUGUUUCGGCAUGACUGCUGCUUGCAUGCCCUGCCUUUAUGAACUGUGCACAGUAGCUAUGAGCCUUUCUAGAGAUAAUGAAAGCUUAUAUGCCUUUAAAAAAUACAGAAGGAAUGUAUAUUUAUUGAAUAACCUUGUUUAUUUAUGCACACUACUGAAUUAUCUGAUCGCUACGUUUUUACACUUAAUAAAAA